Molecule: messenger RNA, 8007 nt
Organism: Elgaria multicarinata webbii
Lineage: Eukaryota; Metazoa; Chordata; Lepidosauria; Squamata; Anguidae
Product: protein eyes shut homolog
Exons: 36
Coding region: 1-8007 (2668 amino acids)
Molecular function (GO): Notch binding; calcium ion binding
Source: RefSeq, a predicted model, not a curated record
AUGGCUGGCCAGAAAAGUUUAUGUUUCACUGGGGGAUUCUGUGAAACAGAUAUUGGCAGCUGCCUCUCACAGCCUUGUGGAGCUCUCAGUCUUUGUAAGGAUGAAUUCGAUGGUUAUCAUUGUUUCUGUGCACCUGGUUUUAUAGGUAAUAAUUGUGACAUAGAAGUGGACGAGUGUCUAAGUGACCCAUGUCGCAAUGGUGCUAUGUGUGUUGAGCAGCUCAAUGGCUUCAAUUGCCUGUGUUCUAAUGGAUUCCAAGGCACACUUUGUGAAAUCAACAUAAAUGAAUGUCACUCAAGUCCCUGUUUCCAUAAUGCAACCUGUACAGACAUGAUCGGUGGGUAUGACUGUGACUGCCUAUCUGGCUUCACCGGUGUGCACUGUGAAACUGAUAUAGAUGAGUGUGCGUCUUUUCCCUGCAAGAAUGGAGGCACCUGCAUUGACCAACCUGGUAAUUACUACUGCCAAUGUGUGGCUCCAUUUAAAGGUUUGAACUGUGAAUUCAGGCCCUGUGAGGGUGGGAAUCCCUGUGAGAACGGAGCCGUGUGUCUAAAAGAGAUGGAUUUGGUGGCCUUUCCCCUUGGAUUCCAGUGCCAGUGUAUGAAGGGUUUCUCAGGCCCCCGCUGUGAGAUCAAUAUCAAUGAGUGCAGUUCCAACCCUUGCCUCCAUGGGUAUUGCUACGACGAUUAUAAAUUUGAGGGCUGGGAGAGGGGGGACGGUUUUAUAAACAAACUUUGUGAGCUGUUCUGGAAGCCUUUUCCAGCUGAACAGCUGGGCUACCAGUGUCUCUGCCUGCCUGGUUGGGAAGGACCAUUUUGUGAAGCGGAAUCCAAUGAGUGUGAUUCUAGCCCUUGUAAGAACAAUGCCACUUGCGUUGAUCUCUUCAAUGAUUUCCGUUGUGUAUGUGCAGAAGGCUGGACAGGACAACACUGCAGUGAAGAUAUUAAUGAAUGUGAUUCGGAACCGUGUUUGAAUGGGGCCAGCUGCUAUGAGUCCACAGUCUACGGGCAAUUUCUGUGUGUAUGUCCUCCAUUUUAUAUCGGAAGAAUUUGUCAGUUUCGCUACAAUCCGUGUGAUGCCCCCUACAAUCCAUGUAUAAACAACUCUACUUGUUUGGCACAAGUUGAUGGGAAGCCAUUGUGUAUCUGUCAAAAAGGAUUUGAAGGUACUUACUGUGAAACUGACAUCAAUGAGUGCAUCUUCAACCCAUGUAAAAAUCAAGGCCACUGCGUAGAUGGGGUUAACAGUUUCAGGUGCUUCUGCAGAGACGGCUUUUCUGGGACAUUGUGUGAAGUGGAGAUUAAUGAGUGCGGAUCAAGCCCCUGCGCAAACAGUGGAACAUGCAUAGAUCUUAUAAACAGGUUCCUUUGCAACUGCCCACCUGGAUACUAUGGAUCGCUCUGUGAGCUGGAUGUAAAUGAGUGUGAAACUCUCCCUUGCUUGCAUGGAGGAAGCUGCUUCAACAAGCCUGGAGGCUACCAGUGUGUCUGUGCUCCUGGUUUCACAGGCAACCGAUGUGAAGUGGAUAUAGAUGAAUGUAUCUCAGCACCUUGUCUUAACAACGGAAGCUGCAUUGAUGGCAUCAACUACUAUAAGUGCUACUGCCGAAGUGGUUUUAUUGGAAUGAACUGUGAAACAAAUGCUGAUGAAUGCACAUCAGCGCCUUGUCUUCAUGGGAGAUGCAUUGAUCUCAUAGAUGGAUUUCAAUGUAGCUGCGAAGCUGGAUGGACCAGUUCAAGAUGUGAAAUUGAUGUUAAUGAAUGUGGAUCGGCUCCCUGUCUUAAUGGAGGUUCUUGUCAAGAUUUGGUCAAUGCAUUUGAGUGCAUUUGCUUGAGUGGAUACGCGGGUGAAUUUUGUGAAGUGGAUAUUGAUGUUUGCACUGAACCUCUUCUAAACUCAUCCCUCUGUUUCAACGGAGGAAAAUGUGUUGAUGGCCCGGGAAGAACUUUUUAUUGCAGGUGCCCAGCUGGAUUCUCUGGUCACUUUUGUGAAACAGACAUAAAUGAGUGCAGCUCUUCACCUUGCCUACAUGAUUCAAUCUGUGAAGAUCUUAUUAAUGGGUAUUUUUGCAGAUGUCAGAAAGGCUGGGAAGGCCUCAGCUGCGAAGAGGAUAUCAACGAAUGUAUGUCAAACCCCUGUGUACAUGGGAUCUGCACCCAGAAUGAACCAGGCUUGGGUUACACUUGUUACUGCCAGCCUGGAUUUGUGGGCCGAAGCUGUGAGCUUAAUUACAACGAUUGCUUGAUACAGACCUGCCCUGCUGGGUUUCUCUGUGUGGAUGAAAUAAACAAUAUCACCUGUUUACCUGCAGCCCCUCAGAGGGGCCAAAUCAUCACUGAAAUAGGAGUGUCCCCUACUGAGCCAUUACAGAGAGGCCUCACACAACCCCGUUCAAGCCUCCAGACUUCUAACAUCAAUAUUCCUCAAACUUCCACAGGUCUGCAAAAGACAGGCUUUCUCAGCCGUGGGAUUCUUGCAACCUCUAGCAUGGCUAAAUUAAUGUCCAGCAUAUCAUUUGAAGGCUUUGAACUAGGAUCAUUAACCACCGACCGUGAGUCCUCGUCAUCAUUCUCACCAGCUUCCUCAGCAGACAUUCUCACUUCACAGUCGUUGGGCUUUGCGGGCCUAUUCUCAACAAGAACAAAGUCCGACCUAACAGCUGUACCAUGGGUGAUGAUGGAUAGUUCUGGAGAUUUAACACUAAGCUUGCUCUCACAAGAUGAGUAUGAUAUGACCUCAUUUAUCACAGACUCCUUAAUGACAGCUCCUGUUCCCUCUGUGCGAAGUUUGUCAGUAGGAAACCACAAGACUCUUGCUUUAUCUGCCACAGACAUGAGUUCAGUAAUUAGUAGGAUACCAGAGAUCAAGACUGAAUUAAAUAGUCACUCAUUAUUUUCCCCUAGAUUCCAGUCUACGACUCCAGCAAUCAUAUGUUCCAUUCCUUCGAGGUUGCCUCUAGUGACCGCUAGAGAGCAAUCAGCUGCUUCCCUAAUAUCGAUAGGCAAGGACUGGAUUUUGCCAAAGCCCUCGGCGAAGUUUGUUUUGCCCACAGAAGCUAGUAGUUUAGAAAAGAUAGAGUGCUUUAGCUUAUUCGUUGUGCAGGAAUCCAAAAGGAAAACAUCCCAUCUCAAUGAAUAUCUGAAUAUUAGUGUUUCAUCCUUCAACGAGGAGCUCACAGACCUCCAACCAGAACCUGCAGGCCAUUUAAGUAAAUUAAACCAAACAUGUGCAAGGAGUUCCACAGCUGACAGAAAACUCUCAAAUCAAUGCUCAGAGCAGGCUUUGCAUAGCCAAAAGUCCCCACUUUAUGAAGCAGACUGGAUGAACUCAAUGAUAUUAACCAACUGGUACACAUUAUUGAAAUCUACUACUCUUAGUUCCCAUCAUCCAUUGGUUUCAGCUUGUGAAAUGACCUCAUCAGUAAAGUUUACAGAAGUGUCUUCCUCCUAUCCUACUGAAAGAAGCAGAGAUAAGUUCAUCAUGGAAGAAUAUGUUCUAACUAGAGCCUUACAGGAACUAAGCACUGAGUUCUCAUGUGUUCAUUCGGAUUGUGUAGCAACUGUCCUUUCUCAAACCAUCCAUUUAGAGCCAUCUUUUUCAACCAUCACAGCCUCUCAAGGAGCAUACAUGUUUUUGACAAGGAAAUUAACUGAUGUGGAACAGCUGGCUGCCAUACAUUUUCUUCAGCUACUGGACUACACACCACAUGAUCCAAUUAAGGAAAUACCUCAGUUAAUGACUCAGGAGGAAGACACAUCCUUAGAUUUUCAUUCAAGUGUUGUUCUUCAAGAAGAAAAUGACAGCCGUGUUACAUAUCAUUCUGCUUAUUCCACAUCACACAAACCAAUCAAUUCAGAGGGGAUUCUUGAUUUGCAUCUCAAGCAUGCAGGCAUUUCACAGACAGACGCAGUGGCUGGUUUUCUUGACAGGCAUUCAUUAUCAGCAUUUUAUAUUGAUAUUGUAUCCCAUUCAGUAUUAUCUGACCAGCCACUCCCUACACAAACUGAUACUGCGAAAACUUCAGUGCCACAGUCCUCAUUAUUUCCUGAUGAAAACCAGGCUUUUGAUUCUGCCUUAACAGUGAUAGACAGUACAUCGCAGCAGUAUUUGAGAUGGACUCAUGAUACUAUUGGAGAACAUGCAACAAGUUUAAACAUCCCUUUAUCACAGUCACACAGCAUGUCAGCAGUGGCUUCAACCUUUUCCCCUUACCAGCUGACAUUGUCUGAUUUUAGCUAUAUCCAGUACCAAGGGGAUUCUUACAUGGAAUUUCAGGGUUUCCAUUUGCAUCCGCAAAACAACAUCACUUUAGAAUUCCAGACCUCUGGCUUCCAAGGAGUCAUUCUCUAUAUUGAACAGGACCCAACAACAGUGGGACAUUUCUUGAUUCAACUUUCUGUCAAGCAUGGUACCUUACAGUACCAAUUCACAUGUGACAGAGGAGACGAAAUUAGAAACAUCAGUACCAAUGUUAGAGUGGAUGAUGGACAGAAAUAUAAGGUGUGCAUUAGGCAAGACUUGAUAAUGUGUGAAGCUGAAGUGACUCUCCUGGGAGUGACUACAAAGACAAGCAUGCCCAGCAAUAAUUGGUCAGCUUUCGUUUGGCAAGAAACAGGACCAAUAUUUAUAGGUGGCUUACCACGUCGUUAUGCAACAAAGCAGGUGACUGCAUCUGUCUACAAUUUUAGUGGCUGCAUAGAAGUUACAAAAAUCAAUAACAUGGGACCUUUUACCUUUUCUAAUGCUGUGGAUAGAAACAAUAUUGACAGCUGCAGGUUUCCUGUAUCUGAAGAAACAUCAACAGUUUCUGGGGUGCCUGAAGCACUCAACUCAGCUUUGCCUUCACCGACUCAGCCAGCGUUAUUGUCAGUCUGCCAAGAGAAUCUGUGCUCUAAUGGAGGAACUUGCCAUCAUAUUAAUCUUCCUGGCGGUGUGGCUUCAUUUCAGUGCGACUGUCCUCUACAUUUCACUGGGCGUUUCUGUGAAAAAGAUACAACGCUGUUUUUUCCAUCAUUCAGUGUGAAUUCAUAUUUAGCACUACCUUCUCUAACAUCGAUGUCCGGGGCUAGAUUUGCAACAGGGCAAGAACAGAACAGAAUGAUGAUCUACCUGACAGUGAAGACAACAGCUUUGAAUGGCACUCUCCUUUACACCAGUGAUGAGCAUACUGGAGAACAUUUUCUUCACCUUUACCUUGCGGAUGGAAAACCAACAGCUCGACUUGGCUGUGGCGCUUCACGGGACAUUCUGACGGUGACUGUCAAUCACUCCAUUAGCAGAGAUGCCCUUGUCCCUAUCACAAUAAGCUAUAUGUUGCCUUUUGGCAGUCCUGAAGGUUACUGCCGGAUUGAAAUGACUGCAAACGAAAAUUCUCCUGUACGUCAGGGAAUCUCUGUGCCGCAUCAACUGACUCAGGUUACCUUUGGGCCAAUAUUCCUUGGAAAUGUCCCUGAUCACAUUAAGAUCCAUCCAAGCUCGGGGAGGAUUUAUGGCUUCAGAGGCUGCAUUAGAGAGUUCCAAGUGAACAACAAAGAACUGUUCAUCAUAGACGAGGCCUUGGGAGGAAAGAACAUCGAGAACUGCAAUGUUCCUGUGUGUGACCACCACCCAUGCCGCAACGGGGGCACUUGCACUAGUGACACAGAGAACUGGUUCUGCGAAUGCUCUGCCCUCUACUCUGGAAAAUUAUGUCAAUUUUCAAACUGUGAGAAGAACCCAUGUGGGAAUGGAGCAACAUGUUUUCCAAAAUCUAACCAAGACACUGUGUGUCUCUGUCCAUAUGGAAGAACUGGGAUUCUUUGCAAUGAUGUUGUUAAUAUUACCUAUCCGAACUUCAGUGGAACAGAUGCCUUUGGCUACACAUCAUUCCUAGCUUUUUCAGCAAUUUCAAAUAUCAGCCUCUAUUAUGAAUUUCAUCUGAAAUUUCAGCUGGCAAACAACAACUCAUCACUACAAGACAACCUGAUCUUUUUCACUGGUCAGAAGGGCCAAGGUCUUAAUGGUGAUGAUUUCCUAGUGCUAGGCCUGCGUAAUGGCAGCGUAGUAUACAGCUACAACCUGGGAUCUGGAACAGCGGCUAUCAUUAGUGAGACACUCGAUCUGUCGCGUCGUAUUCAUGUGGUCAGUCUUGGCAGGUACCUUCAGAAUGGCUGGAUGAAGGUGGAUGAUAAUAAAAAUAAAACCAUGACAUCUCCAGGAAAGUUGGUUGGGCUUAAUGUCUUCAGUCAGUUUUAUGUAGGAGGUUACAUUGAAUACAUCCCAGAACUCUUACCGAAGGGAUCCAAUUUUAAGAAUGGUUUUCAAGGUUGCAUAUUUGACAUAAAAGUUCGCACUGGGAGGGAUCAGCAGUUGAAAGCACCGGGGAUCCCAGAAGGCCAUCCCAACGCUGGCCGCAAUGUAGGACAGUGUGAAGAAUCUCCGUGCCGACUGAUAAAAUGCAGGAAUGGAGGGACGUGCAUGGAAAGUGGCUCGACCCUUUACUGUCAUUGCCCCACUGGCUGGAAAGGCGCAUUUUGCACAGAGACAAUUUCGGUGUGUGAUCGUGAGCACAACCCUCCACAUAGGUGCAGGAGAGGUUCCACCUGCGUCCCACUGCCUGAUGGCUACACCUGCCACUGCCCACUAGGAACCUCUGGCAUCUACUGUGAACAAGCCCUAACCAUAAGUGAUGCAUCUUUCAGUAGCAACAAAUCUUCUUGGAUGUCAUUUCAUUCCUUCAAUAUUCGACACAAGGUUCAUAUCCAGUUGCAAUUCCAGGUCCUUUCAGGAAAUGGCAUCCUCUUUUAUACUGCCCAGCACUUGAGUCCAAGAUCAGGUGAUUUCCUAAGUAUCUCCUUAGUAAAUGGAUAUGUACAACUGCGUUACAACCUUGGUGACAGAACAGUAAUUUUGCAGACAUUUCAAAAUGUACACAUCACAAAUAGCACAUGGUAUUUAAUUAAAGCGGGAAGAGUUGGCAAUGAAGGCUACCUGGACCUUGAUGGGAUCAAUAUAACUCAGAAAGCUAGCAACGGUAUGACUGCCUUGGAUACGCACACAGAUUUCUAUGUAGGAGGGGUCCCUUCUUUAAACUUGGUUAAUCCCAUGGCGAUCAAAAAUGAGCCUAUGAGCUUUACUGGCUGCAUUCGAGAGAUUCUGGUCAAUAACAAAGAAUUAAAACUGACUGAGAAUGGAGCUAAAGGUGGUGCAAAUGUAGGUGAUUGUGACGGAACUUAUUGUGGGUACACAGUGUGUAAAAAUAAUGGAAAGUGCAAAGUUGAAAACUCUAGUUUUUCUUGCUUAUGCCCAAAACACUGGAUUGGGAAGUUUUGUGAGCAAUCUACUUAUUGUUCACAUAGUAAAUGUCUGCAUGGAGGUAUUUGUAUACCUAACCCUGUUUCUUUUUCAUACAUGUGUGCAUGUAGACUUGGCUGGUCAGGCCUCCGGUGUGAAAAACAGGUAUCUUUUUUUAGUGCCAAAUUUACAGGCAAUUCAUACAUCAAAUACAUAGACCCCAUUUAUCAAACAAGGGACCUCAGAUUUACUAAAAUAGCUUUCAAUUUUACUACCAAUCAGAUGGAUGGUUUACUUGUAUGGUUAGGAAAGGCUGAGAAUGAAGACAAUGAUUUCCUUGCAGUAGGACUUACUAAUGGAAUGUUGAAAGUUGUAGUUAACCUUGGAGAAAGAAUCGCUGUCCCUUUUAUUCUCCAUGCAAAGUCCCUCUGUUGCAAAAAAUGGUAUUUUGUCACCAUUGCUCAAAACAAGACUCUCAUUAAAGUGUAUCUUGAUGAGGAACUAGUUCUCUUUGAAGAUCUAGAUCCACAAAGAAAAUACACUGUUUUAAAUUAUGGAGGCAUUUGCUAUUUUGGAGGAUUUGGACUUGAUAGGAGAGUAGAUACUGUCACCUCGGGACUUUUUAAUCGAGAGCUAACUGGUAAAAUUAAGGAUGUUGCCCUCUUUCAAGAUUCUAAAAAGAUCAUGCUCAUUAAGGCAGAUGGGUAUAAUGUCUAUAGUGGAGAUAAAGAUUAA